Blepharisma stoltei is the source of this 1878-nucleotide messenger RNA. The record is from the annotation of a GenBank genome assembly. NCBI's taxonomy places the organism in Eukaryota, Ciliophora, Heterotrichea, Heterotrichida, Blepharismidae.
AUGUACAAAAAAGAAAGCUCUAAAUCAGCUGAAAAGUCUAAAAUUUCAGUUUCCAGAAUAACUCUUCCUCCUAAACCAUCAUUUUCUAAAGAUUACGAACCUCAAAGUUGUAAAAAUUGCUUUGAAAAAUCAUCCUCAAAUUUAAAUUCUGCAAUCCAUCCAGUGUCGCCUUUGGUUACUUCAUCAGGAUUUUCGAGGGGCGCAGGUCAAAUGGCAUUGCCUUUUUGAUAGUGUCUAUUUGAAAAAAAAUUUGAAAAUUUUUGAUAGUGAGACAUUUGACCGACAUAACCGUUAAUUUUCAGCCAAAUGUCGUAUUAUUAAAAAUUUUCAACCAAAUGUAUUUCGAUGAAAUGCAUACUUUUAAAAUUCCACUGUCAUUUGACAUGGAGCCAUUUUCGAGUUCUCAAUACAAUACGCCUAGAAAUUCUUCACAGAUUUUAAAUAAAUUCACAAUGUAUACUAAUAGUGUUUGCCACAGUCGGCUUAAUAGUGAGGAUUUAAGUACUUCUUCAGACGGCGAAUUCCAAGAAGCAAGGGAAAGCAUUAAAAAGCUCGAAAAUGAAAAUUUGAGGUUGAAAAUUGAGCUUGUACAUAAUAAAGAGCAGUUAUUGCUUUUUUAAUUAAUUUUUCCGAAAAUUAUUUUUUUUUUUCCAAAAAUCCCAUAUUCAAUUAUUUAUAUAAUAAAUAAACUACGAGAAAAAGUGGAGGAUUUAAGAAAAGAAGCUAGAGAAAAAGACAGCAAAAUAGCUCAUGUAAAUAUGUUAUUAAAAGAAAGCGAAAAAAAAUUCUUAUCGCUUAAGGGAAUUCAAAAUUUAGAGCAAUUCAGCGAUAAAGAUGAGCAAAUCAAAGAUUUGGAAUAUAAAUUAAAUCUACAGAAAAAUGAGUUAACAGAAAGGUUCCUAAAAGAAAAACAAGAGUUAGAAAUCAAAAUCAUUGAGCUGGAUAUGCUAUAUGGACUAUUAUAAUAAAUAAAAUAUUUUCUGUGAAAUUUUUAAUUUAUUUUUUAUAUAUAAUCAGGAUUCUACUAAAAAAUAAAAUAGAGAAAAAAAUAAAAAUGAAAUCCAGACCAUUACUAAUAAUUAUUUAGAAGAGCAAAAUAAAGAGUUAAAAAAUAUUGAAGCAAAAUGCUCAAUCUUGGAGAAGGAAAACCAAGAACUUAAAAGUGCUUCCGAAAGCUCUUCCAUUCAAAGAGUUGCUAAUUCCCCCUUAAAUUAGGACAAAUUUUUUUAUUUUAAUAAUGCUAGUACAAGUAAAAUAUUAUUUAAACAGUUUUAAAACUGAAUCGAUUAAAUUUUUGAAUCUUGCUGAAUAAAAAUAAAUUAAAAUUCAAAAAAAAGUGUUAAUUUUUUUUUUUUAUAAAAAAAAAUGGAACAGGAUUUUUAUUCUAUUUUCAAUUGGAGAGUAAGCUUUCCUCACAAAUUGAAGCUGAAAUAACCCAAUUAAAUCACGUUUUUGAAAUGAUGGUAUCAGACCGACGAGUAAGCUUAGCUAUGCUUAUAAUCGCAGCUCAAGCUCGUAUAAAUAUGUCCCCUUCUCCAAUUAUAACUCGAUAGCCUAUUUAGAUCGCUGAGAAACAAUACCUAAAGAGGUAAAUAGCAGUCUAGCAAGUCAAAAUGGAAAUGAAAACUGUCAUUUUUCUUAAAAGUACAGAUAAAAUUUGACACAUUUUAUCUUUAGACUCUGACUUGUCAUGCAAAAUGGAAUUGCCACGAAAAUAGCAUUCUCUUUAAUUAUUAUUCCAGAGCGAUCCAAAAAAAGUGUAUGUGAUAUACAACAAUUUCAUCUCUUGAAAAUUCUUUAAAAGAACUUUCUCAUAUGAGGACUGCGAUGUCAGAUUUAUAUGCAGAAAAGUGCGGAAAUGCUUGCAAAAUACAAUAA